Molecule: messenger RNA, 3217 nt
Organism: Sitodiplosis mosellana (orange wheat blossom midge)
Lineage: Eukaryota; Metazoa; Arthropoda; Insecta; Diptera; Cecidomyiidae
Product: zinc finger protein 148-like
Exons: 3
Coding region: 860-2668 (602 amino acids)
Biological process (GO): regulation of transcription by RNA polymerase II; central nervous system development
Cellular component (GO): nucleus
Molecular function (GO): DNA-binding transcription factor activity, RNA polymerase II-specific; RNA polymerase II cis-regulatory region sequence-specific DNA binding
Source: RefSeq, a predicted model, not a curated record
AGUGGUAAAUUCGCAAUGCUUACAUAUGUUUGUGUUACGGUUCAGUGUGUUUGUGUGUUGAGUGUUUGUAAUUUAGGCUCAUUCACUUUAAACAUAAAUCGCAACAUCAAUUGGGUUGCUUUGACAAUUGCCACUCUUUGCUAUAACCGUGAUCGCUCUUUCAAACAUCAAACUACUUACUCUUCACCGAAUUUGCAAUUUCCAACAAUGAAAUUAGACUCAAAAUGAAGAAAAAUCGCAAAACUAUUUGUUAACAACCGAGUAUACACAAAUGAAAUGGGUAAAUUGCGUUGAAAUUCGCUGCAAGGCAUUGACAUUUCAAGCGGUGCAGUCAACAAUGUCAUUGAAUGCAUCCAUUUUUUUAACGUGCGUGACUGCCACUGGCACUGGUAUGUGCGCGUAGCUGUGUAUGAGUGUGUUUGUGGAAAAUGCUUCUAAUAGAACUUGUGUGUGUGUGUGUGUUUGUAUUAUUGUCCAACCCCGCUAUUAUAUAGAGUCAAAGUAACAUGGCCGCGCAUUGUUAGGCUUAUUUUUUUUGCUCAAAUUUUCAUUUAUUUUUCUUUUUUGUUUGCACAAUUUAUAAUUUUACAUUUCGUUUGCAACAAAAAUUGUUCAUUUAAUGAAAAUCUUCUGAUAAAUACUGAUCGUGGUGAAUAAGCGGCGCGUGAAAUCAGUUGAUGUGCAUUCGACUGAGCAAAAUUUACCAUCUCCGUGUUUCAAUGACUGAAUACAUCGAAUCAAACUAGAAUCGGUUCGUGCAUAGACAAGAACAAAAAAGAAAAUUGUUGUGUGCAGUGUUUUGCGGUAGAUCUUUGGGGCGUUCAUUUUCAUCAUUAUUGUUUUAUUUUUGGUUGGCUAAAUGGCCCUGAAUACGCCAAAACGCAUCAAAUUGUUUAAUACAUUUGUGCAAAGCCCGGGCAGCGAUGUCGAAUGGCCGGAUUCGUUCGACGAUGAGGCAAGUGUAAACAAAAGUGCAUCGGGUUUGACAAAUCGCAGCGACACGGCAAACAGUAGCAAUGGUAUUACAAAUGGGAAUGGCUCAUUGAGCCCGGCCAGUUCAUGUGAUUCGCCGGAAUUUUCAUUGCGUAAUAACAGCAACACCAGCAGCAAUAUCAGCACAAAUAGUCACAAUACACCAAACAAUUUGGCCGACACACGAGAGAAUCGACGCGGUCGACCGCGUUCCGAAGCACUGACCACCCUCAUGAUCGAAGGAUCCACAUCACCAUCGUCAAUUAAGUGCAGCUAUUGUAAUCGGGUAUUUCCACGUGAAAAAUCGCUUCAGGCUCAUCUGCGAACGCACACAGGCGAACGUCCCUACCAUUGUGAUUAUCCUGGUUGUACACGAGCAUUCACACAGAGCGGCCAGCUGAAGACGCAUCAGCGCCUACACACGGGUGAACGGCCGUUUAUGUGUUCAGCACCAAAGUGUCAAAUGCGCUUCACACACGCCAAUCGCCAUUGUCCCGAGCAUCCGUACGAUCAACUAAAACGCUGUGAUGGUUAUGUUAUUCAAGCCGUGACUGAACAAAAUUACGAGGUUAUCAAAUGGCUGGAAAAGUACCGAAUGGAAAAAGAGGAUCGUACACCGACCCGUAAAACGCCAAAGCGAACGAAAACAUCACAUUCCGGCGAUGACACAACAUCGAUGCGCACAUCGUCACGUUCCAAUGAAAAAUCCAAUGAGAAUUUCAACCAUGCCACCGGCGGUAGUGAUGAAAACCAGUUUCCAGUCACACCAAAUAAUCCGUACAAAAGUCGCAAAGGUUUAAUGGUUGAAUUGGACAUGAAUGCUGGUCUCGGUGCAAGUCCAAUAACCGGUACAAAAAUGAAGCCAACACCAAAGGUAAUUCGCUGGCACGAACCGUUAAGUCAGGAAGAAGAUUCGGCCGAUGAAUUUGAAAAUGCCGCACAGUCAGCGUUCAAUCCGAAAAAGCGUUGGUUACGCGAAGCGUGGCAAAAUGAUUUGGCGCGACCGUUAGAACCGAUAACAAAUGGUCGAAACACCAUCACAUCGGAUGCGUACAACAACAAAUUCAACGAUAAACAUUCAACACCAUACCAUAUGCUAUCGCCAGCGAAACAACCGUUCAGCGUAUCGCAUCAGCAUCAGGAUCAACAGCAUCGAAUCAACAACGAUAAAAACCAAAUGAAUCCAAACCAACUGCGUCCCACAGUUUUGAUGGUAGCAAGCAAAGAUCGUGCGAUGCCACUCGUUAAUCACACAAAUACCGUUAAUUUAUCGGCACCGACCAAAAAUGCCGACACAUCUCGAUUACAUACAACAACCGCACAACAGCCUACCUCGACAAAUUCGUCUAUCAAUUCACAUGUUGUCGCAACACCACCACCACAACCGUUGUCAUCGAUUUCGUCUUCGAACCCAGUGAGCAGCAAUGAUUGCUUUGAUCUUCAGCACAAUCGAAACGGAAUCAAUGGCAUCGACAUUCACUUGGAUCCAAAGCAUGCAUCCACACCGAUUGCAUCAUCGUCCGACCCAUGCCAAGCUGCCCAUGCCGCCAACAGUAGCAGCAAUAGCAGCAGCAGCAACGACGGUACAAAUCGCAAAUGGUUGGGCGCACUCGCACUCAUGGAAUUAGCCACCGAAGAAACAAACCAAGUGUCAUCAACAUUGCCUCUAGUUUAUGAAAACUCAACCACGAACUGAACCAGUUACAUAUACAUAUAUAUUUUACAUUCUUUUCUCACAAAAAAUCGAUUUACUUCUUUUUAUUUGGAAAUUUUCAUUUUCAAUUGAAUUUAUUUUUCUGAUCCCAGGAAACAUACACACAAAAUUUAUCUAUUUUUCUACUUUUUUCUCUCAGAAUUAUUUUUAAGUUUACGAAUCACAUCGUGACGCUAAAUUUCAAUUUAUCAUAAUAUUAUUAUUUUUUUUUAUAAGAUUUCUCUAUUUCUACAUCUUGAAGUAUAUUUUUUUUCUCUUUCGUUUUCAAAACUACAUAAAAAAACAACAAAUUCCAUAUUUUCCAGUUCAUCUCUAUCCCUCUCUGGCUAAGUUAAAUAAUAUAGACUUUUAUUUUCAUAACAAUUCUGAAUAACACGGAAUAAGUGAUCAUUUAAUUUAUAUAAUUUUGUAAGAAAGUUUUUUUUUUUUUAAAUGUUGGCCCAUAAGAGAAAUCAAGAGAAAAUCAAUCUACAAAAUACAGUUAGUAUUACAUCCAAAUAGAUUUUGGAGAUAAUAUUUUUUUGAUGAAAA